AUGUCAAUUUUACAGCUGAAUACGCAUGUCCUAAACCCCUUUUCACUACUGGAUAUUCAAAGAGAAACUAAAGCCGAUCCUAUUCUACAAAUACUUUCAGAGUUAAUUACUACUAAUACCUGGCAUAAACUAUUACAUCCGAAUUGCCCGCCAGAACUAAAAAAAUUUCAAAAAGAUUUACUUGCUUACUGUAAUAUACGCCAAGAACUUACAGAAAUUACGGUUCGAAUUGUACAUUCUCUGGAAAUUACGGUUAUACAGCUUGCUCAUAAUAGUCACAAGGGACUUGAGAAAACCAAAUCAUUACUUAGAGAAAAAGUUUACUUUCCUGGUCUAGACACUAAAGUAGAAGAAUAUGUAAAACGAUGGGCAAUUUGUCAAGCCCUUGGUAAACAAAAUGCCCCAGCAGAACUAUUAAUCACACCGACACUAGAGGAAGUUUGGGACACCGUUAAUAUAGAUUACCUUGGUCCUUUACCUAAUGGAUUUUAUGUGGUAGUCCUUAUAGACCAAACAUCAAAAUUUCUGGUUGUCGAUAUUAUACAUAAUACAUCUGCUGACCUCCUUAUUGAUUUUCUACAGAAAACGAUUGCAGUAUAUGGAAUACCGAAAACGAUUGUCAGCGAUAAUGGACCACCUUUUACUUCAUUCAAAACAAAGAUGUUUUUGAACAAACUGAAUAUUCAACAUAAAGGAAUCACCCCGCUUUGGCCGCAAGCAAACUCACAAGCCGAAUCCUUUAUAAAACCACUGAUUAAAACAAUACGAGCAGCACACAUUGAACGGAAAGACUGGAAAAAGCAGUUAUACAACUUCCUGUUUUCCUACCGUACCACACCCCAUUGCACAACCCGAAUACAACCAUCUAAACUUAUGUUUAAUCGCGUUACAGGUUUUACAAUACCUUCAUUCCAAAUAAGGGUCGAUACAAAUAUCAAUGAUCAAGCCAAAAAGAGACAAGAAAAUGCUAAGUUAUACAGAAAAAAAUAUCACGAUUUAAAAUACCACGCAAAAAAUCCAAAUUUAAAUAUCGGGGAUACAGUACUGAUAAAACAAACAAAAUAUAACAAAAUUACGGCACCAUUCAAGUUCAAACCCUACACAAUUACUGCAAAGAAUGGUACAAUGAUCACUGCAAAAUCUCCCGUCGACAAUUCUCAAAAAACUCAAAAUGCUUCAAACAUGAAGAAAGUACCAAUGGAUAUACAAUUUAAUUCGAUACCAAUUAAAGAAGAGAAAGAUGAAGAAUACCUCCAGAACGAACCAAUUUUUCCAGAAAAGGAAAUAACAGCUACUAUGCCGACACAACUAAGAAGCUAUCAUCAAGAACCAAUUCUGAAGACAUAUCCUAAAAGAGAAAGACGUCCUAUAGAAUUAUGGAGGAAGUAUUAA
Hydra vulgaris (swiftwater hydra) is the source of this 1392-nucleotide messenger RNA. RefSeq lists its product as uncharacterized. Gene Ontology annotation, molecular function: nucleic acid binding. Gene Ontology annotation, biological process: DNA integration. NCBI's taxonomy places the organism in Eukaryota, Metazoa, Cnidaria, Hydrozoa, Anthoathecata, Hydridae. The record is from RefSeq and is a predicted model, not a curated record.